Molecule: messenger RNA, 1937 nt
Organism: Carya illinoinensis
Lineage: Eukaryota; Viridiplantae; Streptophyta; Magnoliopsida; Fagales; Juglandaceae
Product: violaxanthin de-epoxidase, chloroplastic
Exons: 6
Coding region: 229-1761 (510 amino acids)
Biological process (GO): xanthophyll cycle
Molecular function (GO): violaxanthin de-epoxidase activity
Source: RefSeq, a predicted model, not a curated record
GAGACGGACGACGCAAACUGAGCAAAUGGAGUUCAAACUUAAAACGGAUGCUUCCAUUUCCCAGUCCACACGAUAUUUAUCCGAAUUAUUUGGCUUCCAAACUUCCACAAAUGCUCGCACCAACGCCCGACCCUUUAUUUUUUUUUAAUUAUUUUCUGUUUUUCUCCCAACCUGUCUCCCCCCAUCUCCAUGUUCUGAUUCUCUGCUAUCUGAAAAACACUAACUGCAAUGAAAAGUGCCAUUAAUCCACUUGCUCGCUGUCUUCCUUUCGGCUCCGCCUCUUGGUCAAAUUUGGAAGUCAAGACACAGAAGUGCGGCACUGGUGCACAAUCUAUCUAUUUGUCCCAUGUUGAAAGUAUUGGUAAUUCAUGUAUCGGAUCAGGACUUGCUAGUCAUGCAGGGCUUCACCGGAGAAGAGUUGUAAAUCCACGUGGUAUGGCUCUGGUGAAAAUGUGUUCCACAAGCAGGAAGUCCAAAUUCUUCCAAUUGGUCGGAUCUCAUAGAAACUUCUGUUAUUUUGGGACAAGAUAUUCAACACUGCUCUCCAGCACGACAAAAAAAAUUUCAUCAUCUGGUAUUAGUACAAGUAAACGUGAGGCAAAAACAAUAUUUGCUUUCCAUGUUGAGAAGGUACUAGUUGCUCUCAAGGAAUGGAAGCAGUUACACAUCAUGACCGUUGCUGGUUUACUGGCAUGCGCUUUUAUGGUUGUUCCAUCAGCUGAUGCUGUGGAUGCCCUCAAAACUUGCGCCUGCUUGCUUAAGGAAUGCAGGGUAGAACUUGCCAAGUGCAUUGGAAACCCAUUAUGUGCCGCCAAUAUUGCUUGUCUCCAAACUUGCAACAAUCGACCUGAUGAGACAGAAUGUCAGAUCAAAUGUGGGGACUUGCUUGAAAACAGUGUUGUUGAUGAAUUCAAUGAAUGUGCAGUGUCACGAAAGAAAUGUGUACCUACAAAGUCUGAUGUUGGGGAGUUUCCAGUCCCUGAUCCUGCUGUUCUAGUUAAGAGUUUUAACAUUUCAGAUUUCAGCGGGAAGUGGUUCAUUACCAGUGGCUUAAAUCCUACCUUCGAUACUUUUAAUUGCCAACUGCAUGAAUUCCACAUCGAGUCCAACCAACUUGUUGGCAAUUUGUCAUGGAGAAUACAAACCCCAGAUGGCGGCUUUUUCACAAGAUCCGCUAUACAAAGAUUUUUCCAAGAUCCCAACCAGCCUGGGAUACUUUACAACCAUGACAAUGAGUAUCUUCACUAUCAAGAUGACUGGUAUAUUCUAUCAUCCAAAAUAGAGAAUAAACAAGAUGACUACGCAUUUGUGUACUACAGAGGUAAAAAUGAUGCGUGGGAUGGCUAUGGUGGUGCUGUUGUUUACACGAGAAACAGGGUUUUGCCUGAAAGCAUUGUUCCUGAGCUAGAAAGAGCAGCUAAAAGCGUAGGGCGCGACUUUAACAAGUUCAUAAGGACAGAUAACACUUGUGGUCCUGAGCCGACAAUUAUAGAGAGGCUCGAGAAGACAGUAGAGGAAGGGGAGAAGACCAUUUUAAAGGAAGUUGAAGAGUUAGAAGGGGAGGUUGAGAAGGUUGGAGAGACUGAAAAGACAUUGUUUGAGAGGUUGACAGAAGGAUUUAAAGUGCUUCAGGAAGACGAGAAGAAUUUCUUAAGAGAGCUAAGCAAAGAAGAGAUGGAUUUAUUGAGCGAGCUGAAGAUGGAGACAAAUGAGUUAGAAAAGCUCUUUUCAAAAGCACUGCCACUUAGGAAGCUAAGAUAGAUUUCACUUUGAGAUAGAUUUGCUCUUUGGUUGCACCAUAUAUAUAUAUAUAUAUACACGUAUGUAUAUAUAUAUACUGCCAUUUUCCAUUUUUUAUUCUUUGGACGAGGUAAACCGCCUUUGUAUCCACACUUGGCUUGUUAGAAAAUGAUAUGAAAAGUUCAAUUUACGUUGUA